CUGUUUUUCCUAUCCAAGUUCUCAACAAGGUUGAUUAUGGCAGCUGUUAACAGACCUCCACCAGCUCAUCCAGGACCAACUGGAGGAAACCUACACACUCACAUUCACAGUGGUGUACCAGCCUCUGAGCAGCAAGAUCCAGGAGUGCACAGUGCCAGCCACGACCCAGCACCUUCAUCCCACCCUCAUCCACACAUCUCUGCCCGGCCUGUCGUCUAUGUCCAUGCUCCACCUCCACCCCCUUUCCUCCAUUACCAGUGGCCCAUGCCCUUCCCCUAUAACCCCUUUGCUGGAUUUCCAGGCAUGGGCUAUGGUAUGGUCAUGCCCCCAUUCCCUCCUCCUCCAUACAUGGAUGCUCCAGCCUACAUUCUGCCCCACCCUCACAUUCAACCAGUCGACUACAGACGUUUGCUCCAUCCCCCGGUCCAUGGUCCCAGUGCACUCUACCAGAACCCAAACCAGACCCGCAGAACUCGCCUGCCUCACACUGUCCCUGUUAGAGAAACUGUGAACUCUGAGGUCCAAACUGAACCCACACACAGAGGCAGAGGUGGUUACAGUGAGGGAAGCCCAUUUGUCAGCUCAGAAUCUGGACAUGGAACCGCUUCAAGCUCUCCAUCCUCCUCAAGCUCCAGCUCCCAAAAACAAUGCCCUGCCCAGGCAGAGAAUAACACAUCACCCAGCAGUAAAACAAAAGACAUCCAGGUUAAAAGGAGUAGCACAAGUAGCACAGUCAAACAUGUCCUACAUCCUUCAGGAACAAAUACUGUCCAGUCAUGUAUCAGAGAAACUCUGGAGAGAGAAUACAGGAGAACACAGAGGAGCUGUAAAGACGGUGUUGGUCGGGAGAGUGCCGCUCCUUGCAGAACCAGUCACUGCAAUGUGUGGUCAGUGAGUUCUCAAGAUAGUAUGGUUCCUGUAUGUAGCUCUUCCCAAAAAGAGGAUGAGGUUAUGAAAGAGAGACGCAUCUCUGUUCCUGACAUUCUAAUGAGUUGGAGAGGUAGCACGCCACAGGAGACGAUGCUGAAGGUGGCAGACAAGCUGCCUCAGAGUGACCACCAGCUGCAGUCUUAUGAAACUGAAGUAGAAUGUGAGAAGUCUGUUUGCCGGAGUCCAACCAAAAAUGGUCCAGUGGUGGCUGGAGGUGUUAAUGCUAAUGAUGAUACUGAGGUUAAUUUAAGCCCUAAAGAGAGUCCGUCCCUAUUCAAGGUCCUCAAACUGAGAGAAGCUCAUGAAGAGCCAGAGGCAGAAUCCAGGAGAGAAAAAGAGCCUGUGGCAUUGGUUGGCUCUGUGAGGCGCUGUCUGCCCUACAGAGAUGAACCCCAAGAUUCACCUAACAAAUCCCAGAAGCUUCCUGAUAAUGAGCAAGAAGAUGACAGUGAGACAAAUCCACAUCAAGACACAUCAGAGAUCAUUCCCUAUCAAAUGUAUGUAAAUAACUUUCAGCUGAAGAGAAAAAUGAAUGAGUCUGUUUGGUCUGUGGAAUCUCUGGCUCCCUUUAUCCCCACUAAGGAGUGGCUGCUGCAGAACAGCAUUUUUGAGCCUAAGGUCAUUGUUGAGAUGACGGAGGAGGAUGAAAAUGGUAGACCGUCAGCCAAAAAUGACAACCUAAUUGUCAAAUCUGGUAAAGACAGGAGGCAGACUCGCAGAUGUUCCUCCUCUGACUCUGUCCCGAUGUCAGACAGCUGGCUUCUUUUCAGUACCCCUGCUGAGAAGCUCGGUCCAUCAGAGAAGCCAGAAAUGGAGAGUGAAAUUGACGCCUCUGAAAUGAGGACACCAAAGCAAGGCCAGAGCAUGGCUCCUUCAGAAAAGGAUCCCUCGAUAUCCCCGACUCACCUGCCGAGUAAAUUAAUUUUGUCUACCCCCACUGGAAAAGAUGUGGACAAAGAUAGGUCUUCUGAACCUGAGGCUAAUCAAAGCCCAAACCAGAAAUCUUUCAUUGUAAAUGAGCAGCAGGAGAAAAGCUGCUCUCCCCAGCAGGAAGAAACUCUCCUCUUGAACUCUGCGGCAGGGGAGAACAUGUCACCUACUGGCCAAAACAGAGUGGAUGAGGAGGUAGAGGAGGAAGCAUGCAGGAAUGAAGUAGUCAGUCAGAUGACGGAGCAACUGUGUGUCCUGAUGGUUGACCAGAAGAUGGAUGAAGUGUCUCCAUCGAAGGGAAAAUUAGUGGAUUGUGGUGUCCAGUGUAGUGAAUUACAAGAGAAGUGUUCAUGUGAGGAGAUGAAGAGCAGCAUGGGACCAAAUAGAGGACAUCAUUUGAAGUAUUCAGAUAUGAAGAAAGCAAACAGCGGCCAGGCCGAAGGAUUCUGUAUGAAGGGAAACGGGCAGAGAAACCAGAAGAGGAAUGGUCACUGGAGGAACAGGGGUCAAGAAAAGCACAGCAACCAGCAGGAUAUCUACAAUGGAUACUGUGGCAAACCUGGGAAAUCACAAGGUGGAAAUGGAAGGAACCCACGGUACUGAGCAUUGACUACACUCUACAAGACGACUCUUGGUUUUAAAGUAUCAGUUUAAUAUUAACAUGAAUUUCAAAUUAAGAAUGUAAUAAACCUAUUUUUCAAUAAA
This is a messenger RNA of Epinephelus moara (kelp grouper), 2565 nucleotides long. RefSeq lists its product as uncharacterized. The record is from RefSeq and is a predicted model, not a curated record. The coding region runs from base 37 to 2463 and encodes 808 amino acids. The transcript is spliced from 6 exons. NCBI's taxonomy places the organism in Eukaryota, Metazoa, Chordata, Actinopteri, Perciformes, Serranidae.